Molecule: messenger RNA, 2104 nt
Organism: Impatiens glandulifera
Lineage: Eukaryota; Viridiplantae; Streptophyta; Magnoliopsida; Ericales; Balsaminaceae
Product: leucine aminopeptidase 1-like
Exons: 9
Coding region: 157-1911 (584 amino acids)
Biological process (GO): proteolysis
Cellular component (GO): cytoplasm
Molecular function (GO): manganese ion binding; metalloaminopeptidase activity
Source: RefSeq, a predicted model, not a curated record
AUUUAGCCAUUUGGAUAACACAAAUGAGUCCUAACGUUCAUGGUGGCUAGCUCAAGCCACUCUCUUUCUCUCUCACACACAUACACACUUGAAUCUUGAUUGUGUUUUAUCUACUCCAUUGCUCUUAAUAUAUAAAUAGAGGCUCCCGCAGGAAGAAUGGCCGCCAUUGUUGUAUCUUUAGCUUCCUCCUCGUGCCGGUCUCUUUCCACUCUCCACGUUCCAUCCACAACUUACUCUGUUUUCACGAAAUCGCAAUCUUUCCCUCUUUUGGGUCUAUCGCUUGGCGUUCUUCCAUCCUUGCGUUCUCAGGUAGGAGGAAAACGCAUGGGGCACGUCCUUGCUCAAGCUAAUCUCGGUCUUACGCAACCUAAUAACGUCGAACCAUCCAAGAUCUCGUUUGCUGCGAAAGAGAUUGAUUUGGUGGAAUGGAAAGGAGAUAUACUUGUAGUUGCUGUGACAGAAAAGGAUUUGACUAAGGAUGAAAGCUCAAAGUUUCAGAACUCGAUUCUGAAAAAACUAGAUACCCAUCUGGGCGGUUUAUUGUCUGAAGCUUCUCUAGAGGAGGAUUUUACUGGGAAAGCUGGACAGACCACAAUUCUUCGGCUUCCAGGUCUCGGAUCGAAAAGAGUAGGGUUGAUCGGCGUUGGGAAGAGUUCAUCAUCAACCUCUGCUUACCGUAGUCUUGGUGAGGCUGUAGCUGCAGCUGCAAAAGCUGCUCAGGCUAGCAAUGUCGCUAUUGUGCUUGCAUCUCCUGAUGAACUCUCAGCUGAAUCAAAGCUUACUAUUGCCUCUGCAAUUGUCUCUGGUACGGUUUUGGGGACUUUUGAAGAUAGUAGGUUUAAAUCUGAUUCGAAGAAACCGAGUCUGAAAUCCGUAGACAUUGUUGGUCUUGGAACUGGAUAUGAGUUAGAGAAGAAACUGAAAUAUGCGGAAAAUGUUUGUUCCGGGGUUAUUUUGGGAAAAGAACUCGUAAAUGCACCUCCCAAUGUGCUUACCCCUGCUGUACUAGCAGAGGAGGCUUCGAAGAUCGCCUCUACGUAUAGCGAUGUUCUUUCUGCGACGAUUUUGGAUGAAGAGAGAUGUGUAGAAUUGAAAAUGGGCUCAUAUCUGGCUGUUGCUGCUGCUUCUGCCAAUCCUCCUCAUUUCAUCCACUUAUGUUAUAAACCACCUAAUGGGCAAGUUAAGAUGAAGUUGGCUUUAGUGGGCAAAGGCUUGACUUUCGAUAGUGGAGGCUAUAACAUAAAGACGGGACCUGGUUGUUUAAUUGAGUUGAUGAAGUUCGAUAUGGGCGGUUCAGCUGCAGUGUUAGGUGCUGCCAAAGCUCUUGGUCAAAUUAAACCUGAAGGAGUUGAGGUUCAUUUCAUUGUUGCUGCCUGCGAGAAUAUGAUAAGUGGAACGGGUAUGAGACCUGGAGACAUCGUGACAGCAUCUAAUGGGAAGACCAUUGAGGUCAAUAACACUGAUGCAGAAGGCAGACUUACUCUUGCAGAUGCUUUGGUGUAUGCCUGUAACCAAGGCGUUGACAAGAUAGUUGAUCUUGCAACAUUAACAGGAGCAUGUAUAAUUGCUCUUGGACCCACAAUUGCAGGUGUGUUUACACCUAGCGAUGAUCUAGCAAAAGAAGUGGUCUCUGCUUCUGAAGCUGCAGGGGAAAAACUUUGGAGGAUGCCUAUGGAAGAAAGCUAUUGGGAUUCUAUGAAAUCGGGAGUAGCUGAUAUGGUUAAUACUGGUGGCCGUGCUGGUGGAGCUAUCACUGCUGCUCUCUUCUUGAAGCAGUUUGUUGAUGAGAAAGUUCAGUGGAUGCAUAUUGAUUUGGCUGGACCAGUUUGGAAUGACAAGAAGAAAGGCGCGACUGGAUUUGGGGUUUCCACUUUGGUUGAAUGGGUCAUGCAAAACACUUCGGCAUCUUGAUCUUAUAGAAUUGUCAUAGAUCAAUAAUAUCAAGAAGAAAUAGCUGGAGAAAAAAUACUUGAUACUUGAUACUUGAACAUUAUUAUUAGAGAUCGAUAGCUUUGUUUUGAAUACACAAGUUCUGUAGCUUUGGGUCUAGGUUUGAACAAAAUAAUUUUAUAAAUUUAUUUUAAAAUAUUUAUAUUUUCAAAGA